GGCACCGCCCUCAGGGCGCCCGCGCGCGGACAUGGCGGCGCCCGCCUACCCUGCUUGGGUGACGCGCUGGGUGUCGGGGCAGUGGCGGAACAAGAAGCGGCCCCCGACGCUCCGCCCGCCCCGGACACUGGCGCUGGCCGACAAGGUGGCGAACCGACGGGAGCAGUCGACAGAGGCGACGUGCAUUACGGAGAUGUCAGUAAUGAUGGCGUGCUGGAAACAAAAUGACUUCAACGACGCACCUUGUGCCGAGGAGAUCAGGACGUUCUAUGACUGCGUGGCCAAGGCAGAAAAAGAGCGCAGGAAUCAAAGUGAGGACAUCCUGUCACCCAGGGGAAAUUUGCCUUCAAGCAAAGUGAACAAGCUCCUGAAGAGGUUUCCUCAGAUCACACAUUAUGUAUAAUGUACUUUAUGAAAGAGACUGUGGACAAGCAAUUAAAGUUGGGGUCUUGGUAAAAAAAA
Melospiza georgiana is the source of this 462-nucleotide messenger RNA. It is a transcript of the gene CHCHD1, whose product is annotated as coiled-coil-helix-coiled-coil-helix domain containing 1. The record is from RefSeq and is a predicted model, not a curated record. Gene Ontology annotation, molecular function: RNA binding. Bases 32 to 403 code for a protein of 123 amino acids. NCBI's taxonomy places the organism in Eukaryota, Metazoa, Chordata, Aves, Passeriformes, Passerellidae. Gene Ontology annotation, cellular component: nucleoplasm; mitochondrial ribosome; mitochondrion. Gene Ontology annotation, biological process: mitochondrial translation. The transcript is spliced from 3 exons.